UUUGUCAUUGAUCGCGUUCUGCGCGACCCCGCUCGCCGCCUCCGUCCUCGGCGCCUUCAUCCCGACUGCACAGCGAAGCACGUCCUGAAAUCCCGAGGCGGAGUCAAGAAUUAAGCCCCGCCAGCCCGAGAGACAGAAAACCGGCGAUAAUAAGGGCGAGGAAGCAGCAGAUAAGCAGAAAACAGGGAGGAUCUGGCCGAGUCCCGCGCGCACGCGCACACGCUCUCUGUUUACAAACGCCUCGGCCUCGGACUCGACGCUUGCUGGCCUCGGCGACGUUCUCGAGGACAAGCUCUCACUCAGCCAUGGAUUCCGGGCCUGCAGGGGACGUGGAGGCACCGGGGGAGAACAGGGAAGCGGCCGAAGGAGAUGCAGGCCGACAGAAUGGACACAGUGAUGGCGUUACAUCAUCCAUGGCAAUACAAGAAAAUGGCACAGAGGAUACAUCUCUUGGACUGAAGCGGGCUGCAGCAGAUGGUGAUGCUGACAUUGACCAACAAACAAAUGAGCCAGCAUCAAAGAGGCGCAAGACUGGCCCACCACAGCCAAAGAAUCCAAUUAGUACUCUCAACGAACUGCGUCCGGGAUUAGUGUACAAAACAUUAACAGUUGAAGGCCCAUCUCAUGCACCUGUUUUCACUGUAACGGUAGAGCUGAAUGGCCAAAUAUUCCAAGGCACAGGCCGCAGCAAGAAGCAAGCUAAACACUCUGCCGCUGAGGCUACCCUGAGAUCCUUCCUCCAGUUCCGGAAUGCCUCGGAUGCUGCGCAGGCGCUGGGACUCAAUUCGUCAGGAGUGCAGGACUUCACCAGCGAUGUUUCAGAAGUCAGUUUUGGGUCAAGUUCAGCACCUGGUGAGACGAUACCAGCGGCAGCAGGCAGUAGGCCGGUGCCAGUUGCAGAAGCAUCCUCCCCGACCCCAGCAUCAACUCCUACAGCGUCAGCAAGCCCUGGUCCAUCUCAGACAUCCAAGAACCCGAUCAUGCUUCUUAAUGAGUUGAGACAGGGAGUGGAGUAUCAGCUGAAACAAGAAUCGGGAGAGCCACAUGCCAAGACAUUUACUUUCCAAGUUACUGUGGAUGGCCAGGUUUUUGAGGGCACUGGAAACAGCAAAAAGUUAGCUAAAGCAGCUGCAGCACGACAAGCACUAAGCAAACUCUAUGGUGUUAUCGCCUCAACACCUUCUGCUGUACUCCAUCACAUGCCAAUCUCUACUAUGCCUAAUCUCCACAUGCCACAGACAUUAGCCGACAAUAUUGCCAAAAUGGUGUGUGACAAAUUUUUAGAACUUACUUCGGGUAACCCAACACUCGCAAAGAGAAAGGUUCUGGCAGGGAUCGUAAUGACGAACGAAGAAAAUCUGGAGGAUAUGAAGGUGAUCAGUGUAGCAACAGGUACAAAAUGUAUCAAUGGAGAACAUCUUAGUCUGAAGGGCCAGUGCAUAAACGAUUGCCAUGCUGAAGUUGUGGCUCGCAGAUGUCUUGUGCACUUCCUCUUCUCACAGCUUGAAAAGCUUGCAGACACCACUGAGAAUGGAGUUCCUGAAGAUAGUAUAUUUGAGAGCUUGGAGGAAACCAAAGGUUAUAGAGUGAAGUCGCAGUAUAAGUUCCACUUGUAUAUCAACACUGCUCCUUGUGGUGAUGCAAGAAUCUUUGCUCCCCAUGAAGAGGAAGCAGACCAAACAGAUCGCCACCCUAAUAGGCAAAGCCGUGGGCUGUUACGCACAAAGAUAGAAUCUGGGGAAGGUACAAUUCCAAUUAAGGCUGGUGCUGACAACAUCCAAACUUGGGAUGGAGUACUUCAGGGUGAGCGUCUACGCACAAUGUCAUGUUCUGACAAGAUUGCGCGCUGGAAUAUUGUUGGACUGCAGGGAGCUCUUGCUGCCCAUUUCCUAGAUCCAGUCUAUCUGGAAUCCAUUGUCAUAGGUUCUCUGUUCAGUGCAUCACAUAUGUACAGGGCUGUCUGUGGGAGAAUAGAACAAACUAUCCAAGGACUGCCACCACCAUACAGAUUAAACCAACCAAGAAUGAACCAGGGUAGCUCAACAGAAUCGAGACAGCCACAGAAAGCCCCUACCAUAUCUGUCAACUGGGACUGCGGUAAAAAAGAAAGUCAGCUCGAGGUCCUCAAUGCCAUGACUGGCCGACAAGAAGGGGAAACCAGUUCCCGGUUGUGCAAAAGGAAAUUCUUUACAAGAUUUAUGAGUCUCAUUGAACGCCUUCCUUCCAUGACAGAAGUAGAUCCAGGGGCAGCAAAGCAUCUAUCCUAUGGGGAAGUUAAAGCUUUAUCUAAUAAGUAUCAGACAGGCAAGAGGGCCAUGAUUUCAGGAUUUGCUCGUGCUGGUCUUGGUCAGUGGAUUGGCAAGCCCAUGGAAGAAGAUAGUUUUUAUAUAUAAAUUUGAAUUCAUUCUCAUAUUAUGUAUUUGUGUGACUUUUCUCCUCCUUGUCAGUUUUGUAAAGGUUAUAUAAUAGGAGACAGUUGAUAGCCCAGACAGCAUUGUUCCUAUCCCAGUUCAGGUUACUCUGUUGUUAACACAAUAGGCUUUUAGCUGCUGUUAGUAGAAAGCUUGUGGACUACAAAAGGUCAUGGUACUUAUUGGGAGUCAGAUAUGGGCUUGAAUAAGCAGAAAAUCUCUAUAGACAUUUCUUGAAAUAGGUUUUUCAUAGGUGUGUUUUACAAUUAUUUGAUUUUGGGAAAUUAUUGUGCAUGUUGUUGAAUAUUUGCCAAAACAAAGACGUCUUCUUGAUAUCUGCUUUUUAAGUUCCUCUGUUGAAACAUGAUUUGUCUUAUAUUUGAAUUACAGGUUGUAGUGCUAAAAUAAACCAAAAAUGUUGAUCUUAAGUUAUAAGGUCUAGAGAUUUACAGAAAGUUUUUUUUAGCAUGCCAAAUCUCUAUUUUUAAAGCUAGGUAGAAUCAGAUAUUUCUAUUUUGAGAUUUUUUUAUUGAAUGUGGCAUGAAAAAGGCUACAAAAAAUGUCAGUCCACUUAAAGAUUACACGAGAUCAAAUUUAUUGAGUUUAAGCAGAUGUUUCUUUUGCCAUUCUUAACGCUACUCCUCCCAUGUCAUAGCAUUUAAAUCUCAUGACAACUUACUGUAUUAAGGCUCUCCUUAAAUCAUUAAGAAGUAAAAUGCUCAGUCUUGAUUAUAGAUAACAUUGUCAAUCUUUGCAAGUUAUGCAAUCACUUUAUAUUAUGUGUUUACAUACUGUUAUCUGUUUAUUUGAAAUCAUCCCAAGGGCUAAAGCCAAAUAAAUUGCAUGCCAAAAACACAGGACAAAUGGUCUUCAUGUCAUCAUUUCUCAUUCUGUGCAUUUGACAGUCUGACUCAUGAAUGUGUUAGAAACUCGAGGAAUUCCCUAAGGGUGUGACCUUCUCACAAGUCAUGGGUCAUAUAAUGUUACUUUGGACCAGUGUAUAUAAUGCCUGCUAGGUAUUGUUAUACCUUUUUGUAUAUGAUUAAUAUUGUUGCCCCCUUAUGUGGGAAAGAGAUGAUUAUGUGAAUUUUUAUUUUGAUCUCUCAUUUUAACACUACUACUUUUUUCCCUUUCUUUUUUAAAGGAUAACACUUGAGUACAGCUAAGGUCUGUCUUGUAUCUGAGUGUCAAAACUUUUUAGUAAUUAGAUAGUGUAUAGUGUAUCUAAGCAUGUUACUGUGAUCAUUUUAUUUUAGCAUUUUUGUUUUUUUAUUUUUGUUUUUUUGUUUUUUGUCUCUUCAUAAUAUGUGAUUUCUUAGUAAACUUUGUUUUUUUUUUUGCAGUCCAUGUAUUUUUUAUGACAUUUUGAACUUUUGGGGGGGGAUAAUCUAGUUUAUGUAUAAUUUCUCUUCAAAAUGUUAUAUUUUUAUGUCAGUAAAAAGAAAAAUGGAAUACUGUAAUGUUUGUUUGUUUCUUUUUGGUCAUUUCAUAUCUCACUAAAGUUUGAAAAUAAUGUUGGAAGAUAUUUUGAUUUGAAUACUUAAAAGUAAGGACUUUAAGGGGUAACACCUGUGGACCACACAUAGCUUUACCAUUUCAUUGUGUAAGCAAUUUGGUUGUACUUAGGUUUGAUGAACUUCAUGUUUUAAACUUUAGCAUAACUUUGUUGCAUAAUUUUUUGCAGGGUUCAAUAUACGUAUCUAAUUUAAAUAUUUUGUAAAGUCCAAUAUGCCACAUACAAUGCAAAGUAUUUAAUUUUCCAGUUCUAUGAGGAAGAAGGACUAGCAAGUUCAAGACAUUCAAUCAGCUACCUUAUUUAGGUUACAUUAGUACUGACUGCAAGUAUAUUGUUUUGUGUUAAAUUGCAAAAAGCUAAAAGUCAUUAAGGCCUUAGUUGUAAACCAUUUAGUUUGUUUAAAUCUCAAGAAGCAGUAAUAGCUGUCAUGAAAAAAUAAUGCCAUAAGGCAAUCAUUUAUUAUAUUGUUUUUAACAAAAUGAACUAGAAAAAAAUGCUUAUUUCUACUUAGGCUCAUUAACUUACGAUUUGAACAAAUAUGAAGAAACUUUACAGUAUGUGUCACGAGAAGGUAUAUGGAUUAAUGUUAUAAAGCCAUCCCACUAAAAUAAGAUUAAAUGCUAAGAAAGAGACAAAAUUAAUACACUGUCUGCUCAUGAGAAGAGAGAAGUGAGCUGUUUAAAUUUAGCAACACUUUUGUAAAAGUUUGGUUUGUAUGUAUUGGUUAAGAAGUUGGUCAUUUAUUUCAGUGACAAGUCAUUCAUGGCAAUAUGAAUACCUAAAAUAAUGUAUCUUUUUCUAUGUUAAUCACUGAAUAAACUGUUUUAAGAAUCA
Molecule: messenger RNA, 4761 nt
Organism: Penaeus chinensis
Lineage: Eukaryota; Metazoa; Arthropoda; Malacostraca; Decapoda; Penaeidae
Gene: Adar
Product: double-stranded RNA-specific editase 1-like
Exons: 13
Coding region: 306-2393 (695 amino acids)
Biological process (GO): RNA processing; adenosine to inosine editing
Cellular component (GO): cytoplasm; nucleolus
Molecular function (GO): double-stranded RNA binding; tRNA-specific adenosine deaminase activity; double-stranded RNA adenosine deaminase activity
Source: RefSeq, a predicted model, not a curated record